UAUUUCCGGGUCCUUACCUUCUGCGUUACGCGGCGCGCUGUAAACAACUCCCCGUGACGAAAUAAACUUUUCUAGUUGCUGACAAUCUCCUCUCCUCUCCGCUGACCCAAAAAUGUGGAAAGUAAAGGCUCUACCGAACAUGUGCACAAGCCCUCUGUUGCAAUCCAGAACAACUUCUUACAGAAACUACUCACCAACAGCUUUGUCAAAAGCAUUUUGUCUCGUGAUUGAUGAGAAUGGGUCAGUUGGGGGUGCUGCGAGGAGGUACGGGGUCCCUGAGUCCACAUUACGGGAUCGUGUUCUGGGGAAGGUUGACCCCGAAGCAACAAGAUCGGGACCAGCUCCUGUGUUCAGCCUCGAAGAGGAGAACAACUUGGUGGACCACCUGAAGAAGAUGGCGCUACUGGGUUAUGGAUAUAGCAGGGCCGAAGUUAUCGAUACAGCCACAAUAUAUGCUGUCAGUCUCAACAAAAGGGACGAAGAUCAUCCACUCAGCCUCAAAUGGUUUCGCAACUUUAUGACCAGAUGGCCUGAGCUGAGUGUCAAGAAGCCACGUAGCCUGGAUCUGUACAGAGCGAAGGCAACCUCUGAAGAAGUAGUGAUGGCAUACUUCGCCAAGCUCGAUGAGGUGCUGACAAAAUACAAAUUGAAGGAUGCACCUGAAAAGGGUCUGAAACAAAACCAUUCCCCACCUUUCAUCGUUGGUUCGUCCUCCUCAUCCACCCCACUUGCUGUGACAAGCGGCAGAGGGAUGACCGUUACCAUCAUCGGUGCUGGGAAUGCUCUGGGUCAGCAAGUACCUCCAUACUUUGUAUUCCCAGGACAACGUAUGAGGCAGGAGCUACUCAAUGGCUGCUUACCUGGAACAGAUGGGACCGUCAGCGAAAGUGGUUGGUCGAAUACUGCUGUCUUCAUGACAUACCUUUCAACACACUUCUUGAAAUAUGUCACUGCGAGCCGAACGGAAGAUGAGCCAAUACUCCUUCUCUAUGAUGGUCAUCGAUCUCACAUCAACCUACCACUGAUUGACUGGGCAAGAGAUCAACACAUCUUGCUCUUUGUCUUGCCUGCACAUACAAGUCACGUCCUACAGCCACUUGAUCUAGCAUGCUUUGGGCCAUUUGAGAAGAUAUAUAAUUCCCUCUGCCACCGACAAAUGCGAGCCAACUCAACGACAGGGAUUGAUAGAUAUUCAGUCUGUGAGAUUGCAUGCAAUGCAUAUACAAAGGCCCUCUCUCCAGAGAACUUAAGGAGCUCUUUCAAGAAAGGAGGGAUUUACCCUUUGAAUAGUGGUGUCGUUGAUCGUGCCAUGUACGCUCCGGCUAGAGCUCUAAACAAGUGCACCUCUAACCCAGCAACAAAAGAAGGGGAUUUCCCCCAAGUAUCGGAGGUUGGCCCGCAAGGUGACCAUUCAUCUGCAGAUGGUGGCCUCCAUGAUGUCAGACCAGAUCUGUUUAAGGAGAGAGAAGACUCGAUCGGACAAAGAAAAAAGGUACAUGUCGCUCUCUUUGCGAUCAUUUUAUAAAAUUUAAGUUUUUAUAACACUAUUUUAAUUCAGGAAUUUUCCCGGCUUCAAUUACCUUGUUUUAUGUCUAUUUUUCUGUGAGGAAAUAAUUGUUUUAUUUGCUGCCUAUGUUUCCUCUAUUGAAAGGUUCCA
Patiria miniata (bat star) is the source of this 1657-nucleotide messenger RNA. RefSeq lists its product as uncharacterized. Bases 113 to 1525 code for a protein of 470 amino acids. The record is from RefSeq and is a predicted model, not a curated record. Gene Ontology annotation, molecular function: DNA binding. Gene Ontology annotation, cellular component: nucleus. NCBI's taxonomy places the organism in Eukaryota, Metazoa, Echinodermata, Asteroidea, Valvatida, Asterinidae. The transcript has 2 exons.